This is a messenger RNA of Chelmon rostratus (copperband butterflyfish), 1848 nucleotides long. Its product is annotated as solute carrier family 13 member 2-like. Gene Ontology annotation, biological process: monoatomic anion transmembrane transport. The coding region runs from base 1 to 1848 and encodes 615 amino acids. Gene Ontology annotation, cellular component: membrane. The record is from RefSeq and is a predicted model, not a curated record. Gene Ontology annotation, molecular function: transmembrane transporter activity. The transcript is spliced from 13 exons. Lineage: Eukaryota; Metazoa; Chordata; Actinopteri; Chaetodontiformes; Chaetodontidae.
AUGGCUGGAUUCCUUACAUGGCUGUGGAGGUACAGGAAUUACAUUGUGAUAGUCCUGACACCUCUUUUACUCCUGCCUCUGCCGCUGAUCAUCCCGACCCCGGAGGCAAAAUGUGGCUUUGUAAUAAUCCUCAUGGCGCUGUACUGGUGCACCGAGUGUAUCCCUCUGGCUGUGACCGCUCUGCUGCCCGUCAUUCUCUUCCCCAUGAUGGGCAUCAUGGAAUCAGGCGAGGUUUGUAUCCAGUACCUAAAGGAUUCCAACAUGCUGUUUUUUGGCGGGCUGCUGGUGGCCAUCGCUGUCGAGCAGUGGAACCUGCACAGAAGGAUCGCCCUUCAAGUUCUCCUUGUUGUAGGGGUGAAGCCAUCUUUCCUGAUGAUGGGUUUCAUGAGCACCACGGCCUUUCUGUCCAUGUGGAUCAGUAACACGGCUGCCACAGCCAUGAUGCUGCCCAUCGCCAACGCUGUGCUACAGCAGCUGUGUGAGACAGAGGCCAACGCUGAAGAAAGGGAUUAUAACCUGACCACCGCAAAGGAUGGACAGGAAAACCAGGCAUUCGAGACGGGUGACACCAAAGAAAGCCUUGAUGUGGAGCUCAAACCAAAGGACAGCAGCAUCAACAUGGAUGCAGAAAAAGAUGGCCACCCAGAUACGAAGGAAAUGAAGGAAAAUGAUGCUUCUUCAAGUGUCAGCUCGGUCUUUCCAGAGGUUUGCGGCACGAGUCCAGAGGUGGAGCAGCGCAGACUUAAGAGGGACCAGAAAUAUGCGGAGUUGAUGAAAGGCAUGAGCCUGAGCGUUUGUUAUGCUGCCAGUAUCGGUGGCACGGCUACCCUCACUGGAACCACACCAAAUGUCAUCCUGAAAGGCCAGAUUGAUGAACUCUUCCCAGGUAAUGGAGGCAUAAUCAACUUUGCAAGCUUUUUCGGCUUCUCCUUCCCCAACAUGGUGCUCAUGCUCGCCCUGUCUUGGUUGUGGCUGCAGUUCAUAUAUUUGGGCUUCAACUUGAGAAAGUCCUUUGGAUGUGGCACGAAGAAAGAUGGCGACAGGGAGGCAUUCCAGGUGAUCAAAAAUGAGUACAAAAGGUUGGGCAGGUGGAGCUUUGCUGAGGCCUGUGUGCUGGUUAUCUUCACGCUGCUGGUUCUUCUGUGGUUUACCAGGGAGCCUGGGUUCAUACCCGGCUGGGCCACUGUGCUCUUCAACAAGGACAAACCGUACGUCACAGAUGGCACUGUGGCCAUAUUGAUGUCAGCACUCUUGUUCUGCAUCCCGUCCAAUUUGCCCAGAUGCUUUGAGAAGUCCAAGGAUGGGGCCCCUGCUGAAGCCCCUUCCCCUCUGCUGAGUUGGAACAUAGUCCAUGAAAAGAUGCCUUGGAACAUCCUUUUGCUUCUGGGGGGAGGUUUUGCUCUGGCCCACGGCAGUGAGAAAUCUGGACUAUCUGUGUGGCUCGGAGAAAGUCUCAUACCGCUGCAGAACAUCCCUCCUUUUGCCAUCUCCAUCCUGCUGUGUCUGCUGGUGGCCAUGUUCACCGAAUGUUCUAGCAACACUGAAACCACCACCCUCUUCCUGCCUAUACUGGCCUCCAUGGCCACUGCCAUCAAGAUCCACCCUCUGUAUGUCAUGUUGCCCUGCACCAUCUCUGCCUCACUGGCUUUCAUGCUGCCUGUGGCCACUCCACCCAAUGCCCUCGCCUUCUCCUAUGGCAACCUUAAAGUCAUGGACAUGGCCAAAGCUGGAUUCGUUCUGAACUUUGUUGGAGUCGUUACCAUCAACAUAGCCAUUAACACGUGGGGCGUGGUCAUGUUCCAGCUGAAUACCUUUCCCAGCUGGGCUAAUGUCACCACAACCCCUUGA